Closterium sp. Naga37s-1 is the source of this 972-nucleotide messenger RNA. The record is from the annotation of a GenBank genome assembly. Lineage: Eukaryota; Viridiplantae; Streptophyta; Zygnematophyceae; Desmidiales; Closteriaceae.
AUGCCGCCUGCCCCAAAAGCCGCGUCAUCGCCAACUGCUGAGCCUGCGGCAGCCCAUCCAGAUCCUCCGUCUGCUGAGGCUCCUCCGGCUGCCGUGGUCGCUCCUCUAGCUCCCGUUCGCCAGGAGCCUGAGCAAGUGGCGCCUGCUGCGGUUCCAUGUCGUCCGCAGUCUCCUGAUCGCCGCCCAUCACGACCCCAUUCGCCCGCCCCACGCGAUGAGCGGGAGUCCUCGCGGCGUCGGCAGGAGUCUCCUCAGCGCCGCUCAUCGGGCGGGAACUGGCACGCGCGACGGGGUGGGCGCGGGGGCUGGAGGGGAGGGUACGGUCGCGGACGUGGCGGCGCGUUUGAUGGGCCGGUGACGAUGGCGGACUUGCAGUGGGUUGUAACAGCUGCGAUGCGGGAGGAGAGGGCCCUGCAGGCGAACCAGCAGCUCCCUCGUGCAACUGCCGCUCAUCCUCCUGUUGUGCUUCCUGUGACUGCACCAGCGACGGUUGCUCCUCAGCCUCCUGCUCCCCCUGCUCCUUAUCCGUCCCUUCUGCCCUGUGACUCUGCUGCUCGUGCUGCUGGUGCACAGUCGUUCCAGACGUUUGCGUGUUCUUCCUGCGCGGCUGAGGUUCCGGAGGCGACCCUUGGGCAGCUGUGGCGCCUGGCCAAGGGUUUGCGGGCUGUUCAUCUAAUCCAGAUGCACGGUCACGCGGGUCUCUCCCUUGGGAACACUCUGGUUGGCGGUUCCCGGGACGAGUGUCUUGACGCCGCGGAUCGGCUCGCGGAGCUCCUGGCGCCCGUGUUGGCUGCGCCCGCGAGGGGAGGAGUUGCGGGCGUCGGGCAGCUGGGGACGGCUGUACGAGGCCUGAGGCGCUUUUUGCGCGCUGGGACUGCAGCCGAUGUGAUCGGCGCAAGCAUGAUGGUGGUGCGGGAGCUCCACCGCUCUCUGACUGGGCUCCUUGCUGUUCUUGAUGCUGAUCAGUUCUAG